Messenger RNA from Formica exsecta, 849 nucleotides. RefSeq names its product 60S ribosomal protein L15 (gene RpL15). Bases 22 to 735 code for a protein of 237 amino acids. Gene Ontology annotation, cellular component: cytosolic large ribosomal subunit; ribosome. The transcript has 5 exons. Gene Ontology annotation, biological process: cytoplasmic translation. The record is from RefSeq and is a predicted model, not a curated record. NCBI's taxonomy places the organism in Eukaryota, Metazoa, Arthropoda, Insecta, Hymenoptera, Formicidae. Gene Ontology annotation, molecular function: RNA binding; structural constituent of ribosome.
AUCGCAUGUGAUGAAAGCGCCAUGGUGGCCGUUUUCCAUCACACGAAAGUGGCUCCAUCAGAGAGCACCGGAUUCUUUCUUUCUGUUUCCUUCCACUACGAUCCGUGUGGGAGAUCAAUUAUGGGGGCGUACAAGUAUAUGCAAGAAUUGUACCGCAAGAAGCAGAGCGAUGUGCUUCGUUUCUUGCUGCGUAUCAGAUGCUGGCAAUACCGUCAAUUGACCAAGCUACAUCGUGCCCCCAGACCAUCCAGACCUGAUAAGGCUCGUCGUUUGGGUUACAAAGCCAAGCAAGGUUUUGUUAUCUUCAGAAUUCGUGUACGCCGAGGUGGGCGCAAGCGUCCAGUUCCUAAAGGUGCGACUUAUGGCAAGCCCAAGAGCCAUGGUGUCAAUCAGUUGAAACCCACCAGAAAAUUGCAGUCAGUUGCUGAAGAACGCGUCGGUCGCCGUUGCGGUGGAUUGCGAGUGCUAAACAGCUACUGGGUGGCCCAAGACUCUUCAUACAAAUAUUAUGAAGUAAUUCUGAUCGAUCCUGCUCACAAGGCAAUCCGUAACGAUCCUAAAGUGAAUUGGGUAUGCAACGCGGUGCACAAGCACCGUGAACUUCGUGGUAAGACCUCCGCUGGUAGAAGCUCGCGCGGAUUAGGCAAAGGACACCGUUAUUCACAAACGAUCGGUGGUUCGCGCCGUGCCGCUUGGAAGCGAAGAAAUACGCUAUCUCUUCGCAGAAAGCGAUAAUUAUGUCAUUUGUAACUUUCACGCAAUGCAAGAUACAUCAUUUUAUUGUUAUACAUUACGUCAUAUCAAUAUUGUGGCGUAUCCUGUAAAAAAAAUAAAUAUCUUUUUCUUUAA